GUGGGAAGCAGAAGUAUGGCGUUGGAGCUUUUCCUUGGCUAUGCUAGCCGAGAGCUCUGGAAAGUGGGAAAGCCGGGCAACGUCGGCACGAGGCAGAGAACCCGUGGCCUCGGGCGGCGCGAGGCCCCAACGCUGGACACGCUCUGCGCGGGCAGCGGCGGAACGCGCUUCCCGCGCUCUCGCGCUUGCGAGGGGGAGGGCGGAAGUGCCGGACCGGGGAGGGCGGAAGUGCCGGACCGGGGAGGGCUCAGCUUCUGGCGUCGGGGUCUUUACCACCGUCUGUGGGCUAUGGCGGCGGUCGUCCGGCAGGUGAGGUCGCGCCAGGUCUUUGACCGGCACUGCCUGAUCCCCCUCAUCUGGGCCCGUGUUGCUAGGCAGACUCCUCAUGUUGGAGAACAGAAAACGACGACUGCUGCUUUGUUGCGUAAACUGACCACAGCCUCCAGUGGAGGGGGCCUUGAGGACUUAUCCUGUUUUGAACCCGAAAAGUAUGUGCAGGAACCAGAGUACAGGACAAAUCUUACUCACUGCCUCCUUGAGAAGCAGAGGACUCCUGUGGAUCAAGGGUCCUUGGAGCGAGAGAAGGUCAUCAGUUCCCUCCUGGACAUGGGUUUCAGUGAUGUCCAUAUUAAUGAAUUGCUCAGUAUACAACCAGGUACCCACCCUCAACAGUUGUUGGACAUUAUUUCAGAAUUAAUACUCUUGGGUUUGAAUCCAGAGCCUGUGUAUGUGGCCUUGAAGAAAAGUCCUCAAUUAUUGAAAGUGCCUGUAAUGCACAUGAAGAAGCGCUCCAGUUACCUGCGAAAGCUUGGGCUUGAAGAAGGGAAACUAAAGAGGGUACUUCACUGUUGCCCUGAAAUUUUCAUCAUGCGUCAGCGGGACAUUGACAGCGUUGUCAGGGUUCUCAAGGAGAAGUGCCUUUUCACAGUGCAGCAGGUAACGGAGAUUUUACACAGAUGCCCCUAUGUUCUUCAGGAGGAUCCCGGUGCACUGGAGUACAAAUUCCAGUAUGCCUAUUUUAGGAUGGGGGUUAAACAUCUGGACGUGGUGAGGACCGACUUCCUGCAGUACCCCAUAACCAAGACCAAGCAGAGACACGUGUUCCUCGAGCGCCUAGGACGGUACCAGACCCCUGAUAAGAAGGGGCAGACGCAGGUCCCCAACCCUUUACUCAAGGACAUUCUCAGAGUUUCAGAAGCUGAGUUUCUGGCCAGGACAGCCUGUUCUUCUGCUGAGGAGUUUGAAGUUUUUAAGAAGCUCUUGGCUCGGGAGGAGGAAGAGGAGUCUGAGAGCCGCAUGCCUGAUGGAGAAAGUGCAAGUGUGGACAAGGAGGAGGAGGAGGAUGAAGAGGAGGAGGAGGAGGAUGAACUGUGAUGGGAGGACUGGAGUGAAAAGAGCCCAGAGAUAUCAGAGUAUUUUGAUUUUCUCAAGGCUUUUGGGAGCUUCACUUGGGUCUUCUCAGGUUUUCAUUCUAGAACUGGUCUUUUUUUUUGGUGAGGAAGAUUAGUCCUGAGCUGACAUCUGUGCCAAUCCUCCUCUUUUUGCUGAGGAAGUUUGGCCCUGGGCUAACAACCGUGGCCGUCUUCCUCUACUUUAUAUGUGAGAUGCCUGCCACAGCAUGGCUUGACAAGCGGUGUGUCCUUCUGCGCCCGGGAUCCCAACCUGUGAAGCUUCGGCUGCGGAAGCAGAGCGUGCCAACUUAACCACUACACCACUGGGCCAGCCCCUAGAACUGGUCUUUUGAUGAAAAAAUUAUUAUAAAUCACCUGAGAAGUAGACAGGUCAAACUAAACAGGAGAUGCGUUAGUUUGAUUUGUUGUCAGGUCUGUGGGGAGGGCACUGUUCCAUCCUGAAUAAUAGACUGACUUUGAGCGGUAAAAAUCAAGGACUCAAUACAUCAUUUGGUUUUA
Molecule: messenger RNA, 1910 nt
Organism: Diceros bicornis minor
Lineage: Eukaryota; Metazoa; Chordata; Mammalia; Perissodactyla; Rhinocerotidae
Gene: MTERF4
Product: mitochondrial transcription termination factor 4
Exons: 4
Coding region: 16-1374 (452 amino acids)
Biological process (GO): regulation of DNA-templated transcription; mitochondrial ribosome assembly
Cellular component (GO): mitochondrion
Molecular function (GO): double-stranded DNA binding
Source: RefSeq, a predicted model, not a curated record